UCCCCGAUUUUCCCAUUCCGUGGAAAGUCGUUUGGAGGCGGUCCCGUGACUCGUCGGGGCUCUUGCUCUCUUACCACAGCUUCUCUUUUUCCCCUUCCACCCCGCCAUUCUUCAGUUCCUUCCCCCAUCUCUCCCUCCCACUCCAUCACCGUCCUUCCCGGCCCUGUUAGCGCAGGCGGUGUCCUCUGGCUUCGUGCCUUCCGUCCGUCCUUUUUACGGCUUUGCGUCGUGCGACGACGUAGAGAGCUUCGUUCGGUGACGAUACAGCCAGAUGGCUUCAACCGUCAACUCCAUGCCGGCUGCCAGCAAUGCGUCUGGCAAUGCCGCAAAUUCGCAGAACCCCGGAACUCGGCCUUCUUUGAGAUCCAGUGCCAAUCCAAAAGCGUCGGAGGGGGGGCGGCGCCAGUCCGGCAGCCCUCUCGAGGGCGGGCAAAGGCGCAGCAAUUCCCAAAAGGCCUGGUCUCACGGCACAAACCCCAUUACCCAACGGGUCUCAUACGCACAGCAGAACGGCAACAUGUCCCACAAGCAAUCCGCCUCUCCUCGAGCUACGCCCAAGGAGUCAAACACCCCCGACAACCACGCACACGAUCGCCUCGUUUUCUUGCUUACUAGUUUUAUUGGCUUAACUGCUACUAUUACUACAAGAAAUGGGGAGAAAUUCACAGGAAUCUUUUCUUCCUCAUCGCUCGAACCUAGCGACUCCUCGUUCGUUCUUAAAAUGGUGCAACGGCCGCCCAAGGCGGAUCAGAACAAAGCAAACGGAGUGAGUGAGGCCUCGAGCCCAUUCAUGGGGUCGGCACCGGAUCAUAGCAUGUCCUUUGAUGUCAAGGACGUAGUCGACAUCUCAGUCCCGAACGUCACCACAGCCGACGUCACGGCCAAAGGCUCGAAUGGGACUCCUGUAGGGUUCAGAACAGAUACUGACAUUUCCGGAAACCUUGCCAUUCGUGAGCGGGCUUUGAAGCGAUGGGAGCCUGCGGCAGAUACAGAUGUCGACUUAUCUCUCGAAACCACGAACCACUCAGCUGGAUGGGACCAGUUUGAAGCCAAUGCCAGGCUUUUCGGUGCUACUAGCAGUUACGACGAGAACAUCUACACCACUCGGAUCGACAGAUCGGACCCUGCCUAUAAGCAGAAGGAAGCGGAUGCGGCUCGCAUUGCCCGGGAGAUCGAGGGCACUACCACAGACAAUGCACAUGUCCGAGAGGAACGAGGAUUGGUAUCUACGGAUGAUAUCGACGAGGAAGCUAAGUACAGCGGUGUCCGCCGUGAUGAGAAGAACUUCCCUCCGCUUGUCUCGGGGCAGCCGAACAAGUACACCCCGCCGGCGCGCCGGCAAAAUACCGCCCAAUCCGCCAUGGCCACAGGUGCCCCUGCAAGCUCUAUCAAGCAGACGCAGAGUGCACCCCAAGAGGUUGUUGCCGCAGGACCGCCGAAGGAGAAUGGACAGGUCCAGAAACCUGCAUUGUCCAAGACCCCUACUGGCGUCACAGGACCGGCUCCUGGAAAUGCCACCUCAAACGUGGAGGCCGAGGUGCUGGACUCCUUCCGUCAAUUCGCUCACAAUGAGAAGGCGAAGUUGCAAGAACGCCGUCGGAACCAGGCUUCGUAUGAUCGAACAAUCAAGUUGAACGAACUCAUGAGAUUCUCGAAGAACUUCAAACUGGCUACGCCCGUGCCUAAGGAUUUGGUGCCAAUUCUGGCCAAGGAUCCCCACAAGCAGGAGGAGAUCAUUCAACGAGCCCAACAACAUGCGGAGGAGAAGACCGUGCCCAAGGCAUCGGCGAGUGUUGAACAGAAACCCGCUGCUCGUGCAUCUGGAACUCCUCGCCAGGAAAGCGGGGCCAUGCCGCCUCCCGCGCAGUCGGACCGCUCGAAUUAUCCUCGGGGCCGCCAAAUGUUCCCUCCAUCCGCUCCGCAUGCCGGGCCUGGUGGGCGACCACCCCAGCAGAAUGUGCACCCGGGUCGCCAAGCUACUGGCAUGCUCGGUCACCGUUUAGCCGAUAACAUACAGCAGCGGAAGGGAGCUGCCGUGGGGGCUGUUCCAGCUCCCUUGCCUAUCCAUGAGGUUCGCAUCCCCCCAACCGGCCCAGCCGGCGAUCCGCCUGCUGUUACCAGCCCGAAUAAGUCACACACACCAACCUCGGCCGUGUCGACCAAGUUCAAUGUGAGGGCCUUGGAGUUCAAGCCGAACCCCGCCGCAAGCACCUUCACGCCCGGUGCUUCAUCCACCUCGUCGCCGUUCACCAGAGGACGCUCUGUCUCGCGGGCCACCAGCCCCUCGUUGUUCUUCGGUGCGAAGAAGCCAAGACCGAUUGCUGAAAGGCCAUCUCUCCACGAUCAGUUUAACCCUAUCAAACGACUGAAGAAAGAAAGCACGGAACAGGGUGACAAGGCUUACACAUUCAAUGGAGGCAUUCCUCCCGCUUAUAAGACCCCACCAACCUGGGAUGUCUCUGCCGCCAACGAGGAGAAGGACUAUUUGCAGAUGUUCAAAUCUCCCGCCUCCGUACCGGCUAUUUCCCCUCAAAGCCGCUCAGCAUCGAAUCCGCAAAUGCCCCACCCGCCGCAGAUGCCGUUCCAAUUCCCCCAGACGACUCCGGGCAUGCCCCCCACCACUGGCCCACCGCAUGGGCCUCAUCUGCACCCGCAACAGCAUCACAAUGCCGGUCCACCGCACUUCGACGAUCCUCACCGUAUGCAGAUGUCGGCUUCAACCUCGCAGAUGUUUCCAUCUCCCCGACUGCAGCAUGGCUACCCAUCCCCUAUGGCACCGCACGCACAGCUUGCGUUUGGGCAGGGCGUGCCACAGUUCUAUGUUAACCAGGGCGCCCCACAGCCGGCACAUAUGAGACACUACCCCGGCGGUCCCCAAUUUGUGAACCCACAAACGGGCAUGGGCGCUCCGAUGAUGGUUCAACAGCCUUCUAGCGGACCUUACAUGGGUGUUCCCCAGGGCGUAGCCCCUUAUACGCCCCAGAUGCAAAUGUAUUCCCCCAAUCCGAGCCACGCAUAUCCCCAGCAUGUGCCUCCGCCCCAGCCUCACAGUGGCUAUCCGAGUCCCAGUCGGGGUGCUCCCAUGAUGAUGCACCAGAACUCCCAGCCGGGCCAGCCCCCACAACCCGUCAUGUUCAUGUCCCCUGGACAGCAUGGGCAGCCCGUAUAUCCUGCUCAGCAGGCAGCACACAUGCCCCCCGUCCGGGGAAACUACCCUCAGCAGCAACCGCACUUCCAGUCCAGUCCCCACCAAGUGCACCAUUAUCCGCCCCAUCAGCAUAGAACACCGAGCAGCAGCUUUAAUCAGAUGCCUCAGAUGCCCCCUCAAAUGCCAGCUCAACCCGCGGGUGCUGUGACAUCUGGUUCUCAACCGCAAGAGGCUGCGGAUGAAGUGAAAUGAAACAUUCUCACCUGAGCAGCGUGAGACGCCAUAUCGCUGGCUAAGCGACCUGACCGAUACCGCCAUUCCAUCUCAUUGGGCAUUCA
Messenger RNA from Aspergillus ibericus CBS 121593, 3486 nucleotides. Its product is annotated as putative PAB1 binding protein (Pbp1). NCBI's taxonomy places the organism in Eukaryota, Fungi, Ascomycota, Eurotiomycetes, Eurotiales, Aspergillaceae. Gene Ontology annotation, biological process: cytoplasmic stress granule assembly. Gene Ontology annotation, molecular function: RNA binding. Gene Ontology annotation, cellular component: cytoplasmic stress granule. The coding region runs from base 272 to 3400 and encodes 1042 amino acids. The transcript is spliced from 6 exons. The record is from RefSeq and is a predicted model, not a curated record.